AUGGCUGAAUGGUUAAAGCGCCCAACUCAUAAUUGGAGAAUACUUAAUAAUACGGCGAAACAUUUAUACAAAACACCUAUCCCGAGCACACGCAAGGGAACCGUAGACAGGCAAGUGAAAUCCAAUCCACGAAAUAAUUUGAUCCAUGGACGGCACCGUUGUGGUAAAGGUCGUAAUUCCAGAGGAAUCAUUACCGCAAGGCAUAGAGGGGGAGGUCAUAAGCGCCUAUACCGUAAAAUAGAUUUUCGACGGAAUCAAAAAGACAUAUCUGGUAGAAUCGUAACCAUAGAAUACGACCCUAAUCGAAAUGCAUACAUUUGUCUCAUACACUAUGGGGAUGGUGAGAAGAGAUAUAUUUUACAUCCCAGAGGGGCUAUAAUUGGAGAUACUAUUGUUUCUGGUACAAAAGUUCCUAUAUCAAUGGGAAAUGCCCUACCUUUGACCGAUAUGCCCUUAGGCACGGCCAUGCAUAACAUAGAAAUCACACGUGGAAGGGGUGGGCAAUUAGCUAGAGCAGCAGGUGCUGUAGCGAAACUCAUUGCAAAAGAGGGUAAAUCGGCCACUUUAAGAUUACCAUCUGGGGAGGUCCGUUUAGUAUCCCAAAAUUGCUUAGCAACAGUCGGACAAGUGGGUAAUGUUGGGGUGAACCAAAAAAGUUUGGGUAGAGCCGGAUCUAAGUGUUGGCUAGGUAAACGCCCCGUAGUAAGAGGGGUAGUUAUGAACCCUGUGGACCACCCCCAUGGGGGCGGUGAAGGGAAAGCUCCCAUUGGUAGAAAAAAACCCACAACCCCUUGGGGUUAUCCUGCGCUUGGAAGAAGAACUAGGAAAAGGAAAAAAUAUAGCGAUAGUUUUAUUCUUCGUCGCCGUAAGUAAAUACGUAACUAGGAAUAUGGAAAAUUGCAUUUUUGGAAUUUGCAAUAAUGCGAUGGGCGAACGACGGGAAUUGAACCCGCGCAUGGUGGAUUCACAAUCCACUGCCUUGAUCCACUUGGCUACAUCCGCCCCUUAUCCAGCUAAAGGAUUUUUUUCUUUUUUCCGUUGAUCAUUAUUCUAUUUAUUCUGACCUCCGUACUUCGAUCGAGAUAUUGGACAUAGAAUGCCACUCUUUAAAAAGGAAAAAAGGAGUAAUCAGCUGUGACACGAAAAAAAACGAAUCCUUUUGUAGCUCAUCAUUUAUUGGCAAAGAUAGAAAAGGUCAAUAUGAAGGAGGAGAAAGAAACAAUAGUAACGUGGUCCCGGGCAUCUAGCAUUCUACCCACAAUGGUUGGCCAUACAAUUGCGAUUCAUAAUGGAAAGGAACAUAUACCUAUUUACAUAACAAAUCCUAUGGUAGGUCGCAAAUUGGGAGAAUUCGUGCCUACUCGGCAUUUUACGAGUUAUGAAAAUGCAAGAAAGGAUACUAAAUCUCGUCGUUAACUGAAUUCUGAAUAGAAAGAUUAA
Messenger RNA from Hordeum vulgare subsp. vulgare (domesticated barley), 1440 nucleotides. Its product is annotated as 50S ribosomal protein L2, chloroplastic. The record is from RefSeq and is a predicted model, not a curated record. Lineage: Eukaryota; Viridiplantae; Streptophyta; Magnoliopsida; Poales; Poaceae. Gene Ontology annotation, biological process: cytoplasmic translation. Bases 1 to 873 code for a protein of 290 amino acids. The transcript has 3 exons. Gene Ontology annotation, cellular component: large ribosomal subunit; ribosome. Gene Ontology annotation, molecular function: transferase activity; structural constituent of ribosome; RNA binding.